UCGCCGAAGCCUCGAAGCGUUUGCUCCGGACAGACCAAACCCUCACCUUCGUUCUCUCGCUAAAGUUCUUGCGCAUUCCAAACAGAUCCCCACGCGACCCUGUCUACUGCCCCGUCUAUUAUGAAUUAUGCAGAAAUUGGAAUAGCAGGCCUCAGAGACCAAGCAAUCCCUUGAAUCGAAGAUCCCGAGGUUGCGCCGCGCUGGAGAUUAGGUCGGGUUAGGGCUUAUAGGAGUUGGGAACUUCUCAGCUUGAGUAGGAGUGAGGAGGUCGGGUAGGAGACAUGGACAACUACUUGAAGGAAAAUUUCGGGUACGUGGAGUAUAACUCGUCGGAGGAGGCGCUCCAGAGGUGGCGAAAGGCGUGCUGGUUGGUGAAGAACCCGAAACGUAGGUUCCGGUUCACGGCUAAUCUGAGCAAGCGAUCGGAAGCUGAUGCUAUUCGUCACACGUUUAAGACAAAUUUUAGGGUUGCUGUCAUAGUUUCGCAGGCUGCAAUUCAGUUCAUCCAAGGACUGAGUGAUUACAAAGUACCUGAAAAUGUCGAGGCUGCAGGAUUUCAAAUUUGUGCAGAAGAAUUGGAAUCCAUUGAUGAGGCCGACGAUGAGAAAAAACUAAGAAGUCAUGAGGAAAAACCGGUGAUCAGAAACGGUCUUAGACGAAAACUAUCUACAUAUGAUCUUCUUCCAGGCGAUAUUCUCCAUCUUAACAUUGGGGAUCAAGUGCCAGCUGAUGGACUUUUUAUUAGCGGGGGUUCCCUCUUGAUAAAUUUAUUUAGUUUAACUGGAGACAGCAAACCCGUACAUGCUAGCGGUGUCGGUAUUCCUUUUCUUCUCCCUGGAAAGGAAGUUCAGUAUUUGAUCACGCAAGAUGCUUGUGACCCCUGUUCGAAUGACAGCGCCUGCGCCUCUGACGACCUCAUCUGCCUGCUCGUCCGCGACCUUGACUCCUGCUGCCUUGACAAGCAGAAGCAGGCUGCCCUCAAGAUCAGGUGCCUCACCAAGAACAAGCCCGAGAACCGUGUCCGCAUUGCCCGGGCCGGUGCGAUCAAGCCUCUCAUCACUCUCAUCUCGUCCUCCGAUCCUGAGGUGCAAGAGUACAGCGUCACAGCGAUUCUCAACCUCUCGCUCUGCGACGAGAACAAGAAGAUGAUAGCAGCGUACGGUGCGAUAAAGCCGCUGGUGAGGGCCCUGAGGGAGGGGACGUCGACGGUGAAGGAGAACGCGGCGUGCGCGCUGCUCCACCUCUCGCAGAUCGAGGAGAACAAGGUGGCGAUCGGGCGGUCUGGGGCGAUCCCGCUGCUGGUGAACCUCCUGGAGAGAGGGGGGUCACGGGGGAAGGAGGACGCCUGCACGGCGCUCUACUUACUCUGCUCCGCCCAGGAGAACAAGGGGAGGGCGGUGCAGGCGGGGGUGAUGCAGCCGCUGGUGGGGCUGAUGGCAGACCUGGGCUCGAGCAUGGUGGAGAUGGCGGUGUCUGUGGUGAGCAGGCUGCUGGGGGCGGUGGAGGCGAGGGUGGCGCUGGUGGAGGAGGAGGGGAUACCGGUGCUGGUGGAGCUGGUGGAGGUGGGGACGCAGAGGCAGAAGGAGAUCGCAGUGGGGGUGCUGUUGCAGCUCUGCGAGGAUAGCGUUGAGUACCGGACGAAAGUAGGUCUGGCGGGGGCGGUUCCGCUCCUCAUGGCCCUCGCUCAGUCCGGCGCCAAUCGCCGAAAGCAAAAGGUGAAAAAAUUGAUGGAACUUCUACGGCAAUCGUGAUCCAGUGACACCACUGCUAGGACAUCAGAGCUUCUUGGUUUAUAUUUUUGCACGAUCUCGCGGUAUUCCAUGACGUCUAAUGAUAAGUGUAUAAUUUGGAAUCAUUAGGUCAAGCUUCCUUUUUAUGAAUAAAACUUUUACUUUAUUAAUA
This is a messenger RNA of Eucalyptus grandis, 1902 nucleotides long. Its product is annotated as U-box domain-containing protein 4. The transcript has 6 exons. Lineage: Eukaryota; Viridiplantae; Streptophyta; Magnoliopsida; Myrtales; Myrtaceae. The record is from RefSeq and is a predicted model, not a curated record. The coding region runs from base 282 to 1751 and encodes 489 amino acids. Gene Ontology annotation, molecular function: calmodulin binding. Gene Ontology annotation, cellular component: nucleus; cytoplasm.